Aspergillus ochraceoroseus IBT 24754 is the source of this 730-nucleotide messenger RNA. RefSeq lists its product as uncharacterized. The transcript has a single exon. NCBI's taxonomy places the organism in Eukaryota, Fungi, Ascomycota, Eurotiomycetes, Eurotiales, Aspergillaceae. The coding region runs from base 280 to 645 and encodes 121 amino acids. The record is from RefSeq and is a predicted model, not a curated record.
CUUUAAUCCAUUGGACGACCAACAUUCACCCGAACUGUGAAAAUGACACUCUUUUAGUCCCUUCCCAGCCUAUGCCAAGGAUGCAAGGUGGGCUCUUGUCUGGGCCUUUCUUGGAUCUGCCUCCAUUCAUCAGGAGGAGGAAGAGGAGGAGGAGGAGGAGGAGCCUAUACGGAGUACGGCAUUUAUGCAUUUCUCUCGGUCUGUCUCUCUCUCUCUCUCUCUCUCUCUCGCUACUGCUCAAGUGUCUUUCUAUAAUUAAUUCUUUGGGUUGUUACUGAUAUGAAUAUAUGGAGUAGCUCGGCUGCCCCCUCUCUUGCUCCCCUCCCUGCGCCGUGGUAUCGAGGCGGAUCUCUUCCUCCCUUUGACGCUCUUUCUCUUUCUGUUCUAAUCCAGCUAUUCCCAGGUGGAUAUCGUUCUUCUCGGCACAUCCAGGCUACAACGUUGAUCCAUUCUUUCGGUGCUGGGCAGGUUUCGCUGACAUUCCUUUUCGUUUCUUCUCACGAGUCAUUUCUUCUGGCGGCUAUCUUCUUUCUCGCUUCCUUUCUCUCUCUUACUUUCGCUUUCUCUCAUUCAUUUCCUCUCGUCUCUCUCCCCUUAGUUUCUACCCGUCGUACACUCCUUUCUCAUGCCCUCGUGACUAAAUAAAAUCAUCUUUAUCUUGUCUGAUCUAUUGUACUCUUAAUCUCAUUUAUUUCCUUGCAUUACUCCUUGAUUUGAUUCCAGAUCGUGU